Arabidopsis lyrata subsp. lyrata is the source of this 1366-nucleotide messenger RNA. Its product is annotated as senescence/dehydration-associated protein At4g35985, chloroplastic. Gene Ontology annotation, cellular component: plasma membrane. Bases 104 to 1228 code for a protein of 374 amino acids. The record is from RefSeq and is a predicted model, not a curated record. The transcript has 5 exons. Lineage: Eukaryota; Viridiplantae; Streptophyta; Magnoliopsida; Brassicales; Brassicaceae.
AUAACUCUUUUUUGUUUUUUAUUUACUUCGAUAAGAUUCUCUUAAAAUCAGGAAGAAAAUAAUUCAAUCUUGAGAUUGUAUCAAGAAACCUCAAAGAGUAAAAAUGAGUUUUUUCAGAUCAAAGACUUCAAGAACCGAAACACAACAACCAUCUUCGUACGGACAACAACAAGACGCCAUGUACUCAUCUUACCAAACCGUGAGUGACGAAGUGUUAUUACAGAUUCAUGGAUGCAGAGCUCAUCUCAUCAACGGAUCCGAAGCUGUAGAGCUCGCCGCCGGAGACUUUGAGCUUGUACAAGUCUUAGACAACAACGUGGCCCUAGCUAUGGUCGUGAGGAUCGGACGUGACUUACAAUGGCCGGUGAUUAAAGACGAGCCAGUAGUGAAACUUGACUCUCGUGACUACCUUUUCACGUUGCCGGUUAAAGACGGAGAGCCACUUAGCUACGGUGUUACGUUCUUCCCCAUCGAUGAAAACGACGUCGUUUUUGUGAAUAGUAUUGAGUUGUUAGAUGAUUUCUUGAGAGAGAACUCUUGCUUCUCUUCUUCGUCUUCGUCGUCUUCUUUGAGUGUGAACAAUGGAAUUGAUUGGAAAGAGUUUGCGCCUAGAAUUGAAGAUUAUAACAAUGUUGUGGCUAAAGCUAUUGCAGGAGGUACCGGGCAUAUUAUUAGAGGGAUGUUUAAAUGCAGUAAUGCUUAUACUAAUCAGGUUCACAAAGGAGGUGAGAUUAUGAUUACAAAGGCUGAGAAGAAGAGUGGUGCCUCGUCAAAAAGAAAUGCAAUCACAAACAAGAAUCAAAUCAACAAGAACCUUCAACGAGUAAGGAAAUUGUCGAGAGCAACCGAGAAAUUGAGCAAGACAAUGUUGAAUGGUGUGGGAGUUGUGAGUGGCUCGAUGAUGGGUCCAGUUGUAAAGUCCAAGCCAGGGAAAGCUUUUUUCUCAAUGGUUCCAGGGGAGGUUCUAUUGGCUUCACUUGAUGCUCUUAAUAAAUUACUAGACGCUGCUGAAGCUGCAGAAAGACAAUCUCUUUCUGCUACGUCCAAAGCUACUACAAGAAUGGUUAGUGAGAGGUUGGGUGAUAGCGCGGGGGAAGCUACGAAAGAUGUGCUAGGCACGGUUGGCCACGCAGCCGGCACUGCGUGGAAUGUCUUCAAUAUCCGCAAAGCUUUCUCUCCUUCCUCUUCCCUCACAUCAGGGAUCCUCAAAAACGCUUCACGAAAGUGAUAUUUGUUUAAUACUCUCAUUGCCGAUCAGCGUUAUAUGUAUGUUUUGUGUUUGGAUUUAUUUGUGGGUAGAGACUGUAAGGUUAAAAACCAGAAUGUGCAAUCUUGAAUCUCAAACAAAGGAAACCUCUUUUCUUUA